GUCCACGGCAUGUGACCUAAUGGAUGUCAUAUGAAAAACACUGUUAAAGAAGCGGAGCUGUGAAGGAAUGGAGAGGACAGCUUCUUCUUAAACGGCAAGUGGUUGUAACGUAUGGGACCUGCCCUUAGUACACACUGGUCAGGGCAGAGCAGUGACCUCCCAGCCCACUAUCACAACUACUAUGGAGCGCCCCAGUAGUGUUUUCGACUUGGACUACUCAUCCUGGGAGAUGCGACUGCAGGUCAUCAGCCUGGGCUUCCUCUUCUACAGCCUCUUCUUCCUCAUCUGUCACAUACUCUCUGCAAUAUUCUGCCUCACCUACCGUGUUCUCCCCGCUAAAGAAAAAGUGUUCUGGGACCUGGCAGCCACACGGGCACUCUUUGGCGUUCAGAGCACUGUGGCUGGUCUGCAGGCGCUCACCGAGGACGGCGCUUUGUUUGCCGAUAAGGUGAAUGGUCAGACAGGAUGGUCGUGGUUUAACGUGUUGACAGCGGUGGGCUUCUUCCUGUUUGAAAAUGUGGCCCUGCAUGGCUCUAGCUUGGUCUUCCGCUCCUUUGACCUGCCGCUGGCCGCCCACCACGCCUUUGCACUGGCUGGAUUCGCUGGGGCUGUGGUGUGGAACACUGUGGGUCACUUCCUGCCCAUGAUCACCUUGCUGCUGGAGAUGAGCACGCCCUUCACCUGCAUCUCCUGGAUGCUACUUAAGGCUGGAUGGUCUCAGACUCUGUUCUGGAAGGCUAACCAGUGGCUCAUGAUCCACAUGUUUCACUGCCGGAUGGUGCUGACCUACUAUAUGUGGUGGUUGAGCUGGAGCCACUGGACUGAACUGAGCAUUUCUGUGCCUCUGCCUCAGCGGCUGGUCUUCUUCACCGGCCUCGCUCUCCUCACUGUUCUCAUUAACCCCAUAUGGACGCACAAGAAGACCAUGCAGCUGCUCAACCCGGUGGACUGGAACUUCAGCAACAAGCCUGCGCCUGAGAACGGGCCCAAAGCAAAGAAAGCCCACGCCAGCUGAUCUGUACAAAGGGCUGUUAUGUUUAGUCUUUGCUGAAGACGCUCAGAUGUACCUGACUGGCUGAAGGGUGAUGGGACAGUUGGGACAGUUUAGUACUAAAGAAUUGGACUUGCUGACUUAUUUCAAGGUGGUUAUGGUUGGAGAUAUAGUUUUUGGUACUGGUACUUGAUCUUCUGAGAGCAAAAGAUUUUUGCUAUUUUUUCUUCUGAAUGCAGGUUGCUAUUUUGGUAGAGGUAUGAUUAUAUUAUAAUAUUUAAAUUACCUAAAGUUACUUAAGUUACCUACCUAUCUACCUACCCACCCACCCUUCCUACCCAAUCUGUCUGUCUGUCUGCCCUCCCUUCUCGCCCUCCCUUCUCGCCCUCCCUUCUCGCCCUCCCUUCUCGCCCGCCCUUCUCGCCCGCCCUUCUCGCCCGCCCUUCUCGCCCGCCCUUCUCGCCCACCUAUCCAGCCUACUCUCAUUUCUUUAUUAUUUAAUUAACAUUUCUUCUCAAGUAUUCAGUUAGCUUGACUUACGUUACAAUCUUAAAAAAAAAAAGAUUGCACUUUAAGGGUUCUAGUGAAGAAAAUGGUUCUAUAUCGAACCAUGAUCAG
This is a messenger RNA of Pygocentrus nattereri (red-bellied piranha), 1609 nucleotides long. RefSeq names its product CLN8 transmembrane ER and ERGIC protein (gene cln8). The transcript has 4 exons. Bases 182 to 1015 code for a protein of 277 amino acids. Gene Ontology annotation, cellular component: membrane; endoplasmic reticulum. Gene Ontology annotation, biological process: lipid homeostasis. Lineage: Eukaryota; Metazoa; Chordata; Actinopteri; Characiformes; Serrasalmidae. The record is from RefSeq and is a predicted model, not a curated record.